Molecule: messenger RNA, 8603 nt
Organism: Anolis carolinensis (green anole)
Lineage: Eukaryota; Metazoa; Chordata; Lepidosauria; Squamata; Anolidae
Gene: cyria
Product: CYFIP related Rac1 interactor A
Exons: 12
Coding region: 181-1152 (323 amino acids)
Biological process (GO): regulation of actin filament polymerization
Molecular function (GO): small GTPase binding
Source: RefSeq, a predicted model, not a curated record
CCUCCCUCCUUCCCUUCCCGCUCUUCUCCCGCGCCGCUUUGCCAGAGGAGCGCCGGCUGGGCAUGGCUGGGGUCUGCUGCUGCUGCUGCUGCGGGGCUCUGGAGCAGAGGGCGAAGGAGCAGGUCAUUAUUGCAGAUUGUUGGACCUGGUACAGAAGAAUACACUUCAAGGUUUGCUGGUAUGGGUAAUCUUCUUAAAGUCCUUACCAGGGAAAUUGAAAACUACCCACAUUUUUUCCUGGAUUUUGAAAAUGCUCAGCCAUCAGAUGGAGAAAGAGAAGUAUGGAACCAAGUCAAUGCUGUCCUACAGGAUUCAGAAAGCAUGCUGUCCGACUUGCAGUCUUACAAAGGAGCUGGACAAGAGAUUCGAGAUGCGAUACAAAAUCCAAAUGAUAUCCAGCUUCAGGAGAGAGCCUGGAAUUCAGUGUGUCCUCUGGUUGUGAGGUUGAAGAGGUUCUAUGAAUUUUCCCUUCGACUAGAGAAAGCGCUGCAGAGCUUACUGGAAUCUUUGACUUGCCCUCCGUAUACACCAACUCAGCAUUUAGAGCGAGAACAGGCCUUAGCAAAGCAGUUUGCAGAGAUCUUGCAUUUUACUCUUCGCUUUGAUGAACUCAAGAUGAGAAACCCAGCUAUUCAGAAUGACUUCAGUUAUUAUCGGAGAACAUUGAGCCGCAACAGAAUAAACAAUAUGCAUCUCGACAUUGAGAGUGAAGUGAAUAACGAGAUGGCUAACAGAAUGUCCCUGUUUUACGCAGAAGCUACACCAGUGCUGAAAACUCUGAGCAAUGCCACAACACGUUUUGUUGCAGAAAACAAAACUCUGCCAAUUGAGAAUACAACAGACUGUCUGAGCACAAUGGCUAGUGUAUGUAAAGUCAUGCUGGAAACACCAGAAUACAGAAGUAGGUUCACGAGUGAAGAAAGCCUUAUGUUCUGCAUGAGAGUCAUGGUUGGCGUUAUCAUUCUGUAUGACCAUGUUCAUCCUGUGGGAGCUUUUUCCAAGGCCUCCAAGAUAGAUAUGAAGGGUUGCAUAAAAGUUUUAAGGGAAGAGCCACCAGACACAGUUGAAGGACUCUUGAAUGCUCUCAGGUUCACCACGAAACAUCUGAAUGAUGAAUCAACUUCAAAACAAGUUCGAGCUAUGCUUCAGUAGCACUCUCCUUUGACAAAUGGACUUUUGUAUUAUUUAGAGAACAUGUUUGUUUACAUAAUUUAAUAGUGUGUGGUGUUAAUACAUAUGCGUAGUUUACAUAAUAGAACAACUGGUUUCUUCCUGUUGCUGUAAUAUGUGGACUUUGUAUCAAUAACAUGACUGACUGACUAUAGGGCACAGCAACCAUUUCUAUGGCUAGCCUUGCUACUAUUCAACAGUUUUAAAAGGUACCUUUAAUUUGAAUAUAUAAAUAACAGCAUUGUCUAUGUGCCUUGCUUUCUUGUUGGUUGGCUGGUUGGGUUUGUUCGUUUGUUUUCGUGGAAGUAUCCAGAUGUUUUGUGUUGUGGCCUCUGAGCAGUUCUACAAAUGGACACAUGCCUAUCAUAGAGCUUGGAAAAAUCAUUUUUGGGCUGUAACUUCCGGAAUCCUCUGGACAGAUGACUAGUAGAGAUAUUUGUUGGUGAUUCUGGCAGUUGUAGUCCCACAAAAGUCAAUGGUUUCAUGUUCUGGCUUGUGAAGACCUUGGAAUAUAGAAUCUUGUACAGACUGAUAUGACUUGAUCAGUCUCCCCUCAACUCAAUCUGUAGCCAUUGAGUGUAUCACACAAUGGAUAACUGAGUACAUUACUCCCUUUAACACUAAUACACAUAUUGUGUAGGCUGUUGAGGUCCUCUGUUUUGGUGGAAGAAGUUUCCUUUUCCUGAUAAUUUCACAAGGUUCUCCACUGAGGACCACCAUUUUUUAAAACAAACAAACAUUGACAUUUCUGUAGCUGUAUAUCUGCAGAGAACUUCUUCACAUAUGAAUUCUUGAUAUUAAGAAAUACUGGCCCAGUUCAGAUAUAUAUAUGUUGGAUUAUUAAGCCAAGAUGUGCAAAAGCCUUGUGCCUGCACACUCUCUAACUGUAUCAUGUAUUUCCUCCUCUUUCUCCACAUGCCACAAUUCAGCAGUUCACAUCACUGAUUCAUUCAGACUGGGAAACUUUCAUUUCUAGAGUUUAAUAUAGCCCAGCUCUUAAACUGACCAAACUUUUAAAGGAAAAGAUUACAAGGGCAAAAUGUUAGAGAACAAAGCUCUUAUAUAUCUCAACUGAAGCCAAAAUACAGCAUAUGUUUGGAUCAGGCCAAUAUGUGGGACUGCGCAGAAGCCCAGCAAAAGAUGGGCAGCACUGCUGUAUAUAUCUUUGCCUGGUUUUGUAUGCUCUUGUCAUAAAUUGCACUGAGAUUGGCUUUAUUCCAUAUGGGAUUCCUUGCUUUUCUCUUUAUGCUUUCUCUCCACUGCUCAGAGAGCUCUGCAUGCGAUGGGGGAUGCCACUCAUAUUUAUUAACAACAUGAUGUUGGAGUUCACACUUUCUCUUGCCUUGGAAAUCUGUGGAUUCAGGCUUAGACUCAGAACUAGGCCUCCCAACUCAUCUGAUCUAUAACUCCCAGUGAAGUCAGUUGAGACCCACAUGGAAGAAACUUUCCCAAGAACCAAUUAUUUUUGACAUCAUUGAUUGAAAGAUUUAUUUAGCGGGAUCUUCACAUCAUUUGAUGCUCCCUAUCAGCAAUUGAAACUGCUAGCUCAGUAACCUCUUGUGUUUUGUAUAUUUCAAUGUUUUGAGAUUCCUUCCGGUUUUUGUUAAGCCACCUUACAAAAUAUUAGAAAAUUACAAAAUAAAAAAUGAGCAGUUUUCUGUUUUUCAGUUCCUGUAUUUGAAAUAGUGGGUCAAAUUUUGGUUAUGUUUGUGGUGUAAUAAGUGGGUAGAGAAAAUUCCAGAGAUUUGGUGACCUUGGGAGACAUACAUAUCUUGUUUUUAACUGGCUUCAUUCCUAUGAUAUUCUCAUAAUUUUGCUCCUUUCCUGCCUAAACCCCUUGGUUUUGGGAAAAUUACUCUGAAAACUAAGUAUUUCCUGGCAACAACCAUGUCCCAUAGAUAACAUACUUGUCUACGUUAUUUUCAGUAUUUUAUAGUUUUACUAGAAGGAAAUCGGCUCAUAAAUUCCUGGUUAAAUAAAUAGCAGUCCAUUCAUUUUACGCAUAAUGAAACAAAAUGUCUAGAACCAAAUAUUCUUUAAACUCUAUUUCUAAAGUCAUGCUCUGUGAGUCCUAAAUUUAUUUUAUGUCUAGGAAUAUCAGGUAGUUUGAAGUGUGUUGGAAUUGCCAUAGCUUGUCUUUUGCUCAGGUAUCUCAUGCCACACAUCUAUGUCAACAUGAGAAUGUAUGUUAUUGCUGGUAACAGAUACAAUACUUUCCUUAAGUUCAGAAACUCAGUGCAACUCAACUUCAGGACACACAUUUUACACUGCACUAACUUAAUCGUUUGUACAUUGCACAGCACUUGUGUUCACUUCUACCACAGUGACAUUGCAGGUGCUUACUUCAAGUUAAUAAAGAGUUAGUAAGCCGCCCCGAGUCCCUUCGGGGAGAUGGGGCGGGAUAUAAGAAUAAAUUUAUUAUUAUUAUUAUUAUUAUUAUUAUUAUUAUUAUUAGACAACAGGCAAAAAUGAUUCCGUUAUGUCAGAGUUAAUUUGUUUACAAGAAAGCCAUUCUAUUCCAGUUUAUUGCUGUGUUCAUCAGCUGGUCUUUAUGUUUCAAUUCCAGGCUGGUUCAAAUAUCGCAUUUUCAGGCAGCAAAGUUUCUGCAUUCAGCUGCAUUUGUCUUACUACAGAGGAGAAUCCCCAAACAAAGAACAGUUUUUGGCAGUUACACGUUUGAUUGUCAUGAACAUGAUCUGCAGUAGUUGUGAUGUUGUUCGCUUAUACAGGUUUAAAAAGAAAAAGAAAAUGCUAUCUUUUCAAUAUGGAAUGUGGUAUUUCAUAUUUAUAUCCUGUAGAGUUUACCACAUUCCUUUGCUAUUGUUCCAAUUACCCAAGAUCUAUGUAGACUGAUUUGUAUGUCUGUAUUUGAAUUGUUGGAAACUUGGGACUCUGACAACAUAGACAGGUAAGAUGUUUUAGGCUCACUACAAACCCAAAAGCUAAAUAUUUCAGAUUAGUCAUGCAGAUAUAAUAAUAAUGAUAAUAAUAAUGAUAAUAAUAAUAAUAAUAAUAAUUUAUUUAUAUACCGCCCUAUCUCCUCAAGGACCUCAGAGCGGUUUCCAACAUAAUAGGAAACAUACAGUGAGUUAAAACAUACAGCAGUUAAAACCAUUAUACACAUAAAUGGUAUAAAACUGAUAGUCAUAAAAGAUGUUGGUUUGGAGUAAGCAAAUUGCUUGGGGCAAGGAUUUAUAUCUGCCUUUAAUUUGUACAGGAAGCUUUUCUAGCUGUGAAAUAUUCUGAAAUAACACGUGGUAAUGUAUAAUGCAGCUUACGUUUCAUUGCAAAUAAACACAAAAACCUAGGCUGUUCAGAGGAAUUAGUCAUCGUGACAGAUACCUUAUAUUAAGAAGGAUUCCAGCCAUGAGAAAGUGUGCCUGCUAACAAAGAAUGAAGAACUGCAACACAGGGUGUAUCAAUACUGCAUAAGUAAUGCAGUUUGACACCUCUUUAACUGACAUGACUCUGCUAUGUAAUUUGUAAUUAUUGGGUAUUACUUUGUUUCAUGCAAUAACAUGUGUGCCAUUCUCCUGACCAAUCAAAUUUCUCAUCAGACCCAUCAUUUAUUUGUAUUCGCAAAAUUUUAUGUGUACAGUGGAGGGACGCUCUAGAACAGAUUUUAGGUUUUUUUAUGUGGAAGAAAGGGAACGAAACCUUUUAUACUUAGAGUGGGAACUUUCUCACAAAAUACAGUAGAGUCUCACUUAUCCAACUUUCACUUAUCCAACACUCUGGAUUAUCCAAUGCAGUCUGCCUCCCACCUGAAUCCGCAGCUGUUUCUCUAAGCAGCAAGGACUGCACUUUUUAAGGAUUUAGUUUGCAACAAUGUUGUUACUGUAAGUUAAUUUUAUGCAAUUCUAUCUUUAUUUGUAGUCAAUUUGUUAGUAGCCAAAGUUUUUGUAGUCAAUGUUUUCAAUGCUUUGCAAUGUUUUGGUGCUAAAUUUGUAAAUACAAUAAUUACUACAUAACGUUACCAUGUAUUGAACUGCUUUUUCUGUCGAUUUGUUGUAAAACAUGAUUUGGUGCUUAAUUUGUAAGAUCAUAACGUAAUUUGAUGUUUCAUAGGCUUUUCCUUAAUCCCUCCUUAUCCAACAUUUUUGGUUAUCCAAUGUUCUGCCGGCCUGUUUAUGUUGGAUAAGUGAGACUCUACUGUAUUAGCUUUAACACUUGGGUAGAAAUGGUGAUGAGGGGACUUGGAAAUCAAGGGUAUGAAAUUAUGCAAGUACUCACUAUCCUUGAUAAAAUGAACUUCAGAUAAAAUUCACACUGGUACUCCAACCAUGGUGUGUUUCAAGAUUGUUAAAUAAUAUGAUUUAUUCCUGAUACUUUAAGCAGGUACCUUGCUUAAGAUUCAUCUGAAGGACCAUGAAAUAAAUAAUCAGUUUCAUUUUGGCACAGAUGAAAUCAGAUGAUUUACGAGUCUCUUCCAAAUCAUUUCUAUACUAUUGAUUUAAGGUAUGAAAGCAAUGACCCUCAAAAAAAAUCUGUGGUUGCUGCAAGGAUUUAGGGAUGUCAACUCCUUAUUCUUCCCUCUACAAGCAAAUGUGCAGAAAUUUAUUUAUCGUGUCAGAAGCAAAUUGAGGAUACAGUCAUAAUGUAUUUAAAAACACAAAGUUAAAAAUUUGGCAUUAUACUAGAUUUCCUUUGACCAGAAGCUGGCCACUUGGAGUGCCUCUGGUGUUGCUGUAAGGAGGCCCUCCAUUCUGCAUGUGGCAGGACUCAGGUUGCAUUGUAGUAAGUGGCCUGUGGUUUGCUCUUUUCCAUACUCGCAUGUUGUGGAUUCCACUUUGUAGCCCCAUUUCCUAAGAUUGCCUCUGCAUCUCGUGGUGCCAGAGCGCAGUCUGUUCAGCACCUUCCAAGUCACCCAGUCUUCUGUGUGCCUCAUCUGGUAUCAGCCAUGGAUUGAGGUUCCGGACUUUAUUAUUUAUUUAUUUAUUUACUACAUUUAUAUCCCGCCCUUCUCACCCCAAAGAGGACUCAGGGCGGCUUACAAAUAAUAUUUACAUACAGUGUAUUAUAUCACUAGCAUAGCACAACACUAGCACUAUAUACCAGCAUAUUGCACCACACCACUAUACUGUAAUAUUACCAGUAUUAGCCUGCCACUUUUAGACUCCCGCUUGCUGAGGUGUUCCUGCAAGCAUUUCUGCGGAUCUUAGGAAGCUGUUUCUUGAUUUAAGGCAUUGGUAUGGUGGCUGAUAUCCAAACAGAGCAUGGGCUGGAGAUGUCAAGGCCUUGGUCCUUUCAUUACAGGCUGCUUCUUCCUGACAAAUGUCAGGUGGUGUAAUACCAGCUAAACAGUAUAAUUUCUCCAGCGGUCUAGGGCGUUGACAUUCUGUGAUAAUGUGGCAUGUCCCAUUAAGGGCCACAUCCACUGUUUUAAUGUGGUGAGAUGUAUUCUACACUAGGCAUGCAUAUUCAGCAGCAGAGUAGUAAAAUGCAAGGGCAGAUGUGCAGAAAUGUUUGCUUAUCAUUAUACUGUCCUGCUUAUCCAUGGCUGUAUAAGUGCAGACACUAGCUUUAGGAUGAGUAGGGAGUACAGUUGCCCUCCUCUUGGUUAAGCACCACAUUGGGGUAGGAAUGCUAUGCCAGUCUGAUCAAGAGGAUUAAUGCCCACCGCAUUGGCUAAGGCUUGCAUAGUCUGGAAGCAUGGCCACUUAGUUCCAUCUUUCGGUGAGCUAGAGCUUGAGUAAUAAUCUUUUUGGUCCAUUCCCUUUUGUCUCUUACUGGACCAGUCUGUAACAUUGCCCAGGAAAACGGGUACAGUCAUAGAGUUGGAGGAGGCACAUGAGGCAUCCAGUCCAUCCCCCCUGCCAUAUAGAAACACACAAAGCACUCCCAACAGAUGGGCAUCAAGCUCAAGCCAAGUUGUUUCUCCUUUCUCUUAGCUCUGAUCACACAGAAAACAAUAACCUUGCAUAUAAAUAUAUUUUCUUGUGCAGAAAAUUGUGCAGAAAAAUUGUUUUCUGCACAAAAGAGCCAUGUGCAAAUUUUGUCAAGAAUUUGUCCUGAAUGGCAAAGAUUCUUGCCAGUUCAGGGUUCAUCAAGGCUUCUUUAAGCUUAAAAAUGUGCUUUACAACAGAUUAUCAAAUAUUUUUGAACAUUCUUUCUAUCUCUAGCAUAAAGAUCCUCCUUAUGCAAUCAUGGACUAAAGCGAUAACCAGUGGUGUAACCCAUAGCUAGCUACACAGGCAUAAUGUCUCAACAGCAUUCCAGCCAUGGACACUUAGGAAUGUCAGCCCUGAUUUCCCUGUGACAUCAAAUUUCUUUCAAGGUUAUAAAGCUGACAAACCUAAAACCACUUGAGUAUUAGCUCUGCAUCGUUUCAUUGUUAGUUCUGUUUUCUUCUAUGUAUGAACACAAAAUCCAUGAACAAAGGCUUUUUGUGUGAUUUUUUACACCAGAAACAUGUGUCAGGAAUCUUCACUAAUAAAAGUUCUUUCCUUCAACGUCACCAUCCAAACCUGGUGGGAAGGACACACAAGGAGUAAAAGCAUGGUUGUGUUUAGUAUGCUUGGUUUUCAAAUGCUCAAAUCGACCCAUCUGAUUCACAAUAUCAGAAGGGAUUGGGCAUGACUGAAUUCACUCAAAUGGCAAACAAGCAAGCUUGACAAGAACAACUGGCAGCUGGGCUUAAAUUUCAUGUAUGAAGGCUUCACUAGAUCUUAAGUUCUGUAUCCCCCAGUGCCAACCUACCCACCAAGUCUGCAGGCCACCUCAAACAAUAUCUGUAUCUGCAGAUGAUGACACAGUGAAUGUAUCCCAAGAUCCAGCCACACACGAUGUUUGUCAAGGCCAAUAUUUUCAGAGAUCAGGAAAUACAUGGUGUGAAUGUUGAAGGUUGUCAAAUGAUUCACCUGAAAAGCCUAUUUUACAAAUCUAUAAAUUGUAGACAGUAUUUGGGUUGUUUUGUUUUGUGACAGCUGUGUUCAAGUUGUUAAUCUUGAUGCAAUUAAAACACAGGCUCAGAGUUUCAAAUGUAUGUGAUUCUGUUUUUUAUCUUUCUGGACUGGAAGAGAAUAUGGCUUGUAUUUUAUUGUACUAUAGCAUCAUUUUUUGGUUGAAUUUUGCGGCAUAAUGUGCUAUAUUUAAAGCAUCCGGUGCCGUUUUCAGUCUGUCUGAUCUGUUUCCCAUCAAACAUAUUUCUCUUUCGUUGUUCCUUUCAACUUUUUUUUUUAACGGAUUGUGCCCUAUCUCAGAAACUUUUCUUACACUUCAUUUCUUAGGAACUGGAGCUUCUAAAUGGUAACUUUUCAAUUUGUAUAUGCUUCAAAGUAGAUCUUUUGGGCCUUGGGGGCAUGGGGAAAUCUUACACUGUUGUUUUGCAUUUCAACUAACGCUAAUGUUUAUUUGCUGAGGGCAGAGGAAGAACUGGUUGGAGAAAAAAGGAAAAUGUCAAAAAUGAAUAAUAAAAUGAUAUAUAAACAGAA